AUGGCCUUCUCUGUGGGUGUGAUGUCGGCCAUGUACCUCUCCAAGGGCAUCUCAGGUGCCCAUCUGAACCCAGCUGUGACUCUCAGCUUCUGCGUGUUGGGACGAGUGCCAUGGAACCGACUCCUGCCAUACGCCCUCUCCCAGCUGUUAGGGGCUUAUGUUGCUUCUGGACUGGUUUACCUGGUCUACUAUGACGCAAUCAUGGACUUCAGUGGCGGCGUUCUGACUGUUUACGGUGCCAAUGAGACUGCAUCUAUUUUUGCGACCUACCCUUCAGAGUUCAUAUCUUUGGGAAGAAGUUUCCUGGACCAGGUGGUGGGAACCGGCAUGUUGAUGCUGUGCAUCUUGUGCUUGGACGAGAAAAGAAACACUCCGGCUCCGACCGAGCUCAUUCCUGCCAUUGUGGCUGUGGUGGUCCUGGGAAUCUCGAUGUCCAUGUCAGCCAACUGUGGCGCUGCCAUAAACCCUGCCAGAGACCUGGGGCCGCGCCUCUUCACUCUGACUGCAGGCUGGGGCUCCGAGGUCUUUACAUGCUACAACUACUGGUUUUGGGUUCCGGUGAUUGCCCCGCUUAUUGGAGGGGUAGUUGGCAGUUGCAUGUAUUUGAUCUUCAUUGACUGGCACCUGCCGGAUCCUGGCACAUCUGCGGACUCAACAUCUGUCCUCAAAAGAGGUGAAGGAGGAGCAGCUUCUGCCUCCUCCCCGCUGGUGGUAACCGGACCGUCCCUCACCUCCAGCAAGCUCAUCACCGCCUCCAUCCGUCCAACCACCAGUGACCUCACCACCCCGUCUGCCUCACAUCCGAGCCCGGAACACCUCGCCAUGUCUCAGCCCGAAUACUUCUGCUGA
Molecule: messenger RNA, 849 nt
Organism: Synchiropus splendidus (mandarinfish)
Lineage: Eukaryota; Metazoa; Chordata; Actinopteri; Syngnathiformes; Callionymidae
Gene: aqp10a
Product: aquaporin 10a
Exons: 6
Coding region: 1-849 (282 amino acids)
Biological process (GO): water transport; glycerol transmembrane transport
Cellular component (GO): basolateral plasma membrane; plasma membrane
Molecular function (GO): water channel activity; glycerol channel activity; urea transmembrane transporter activity
Source: RefSeq, a predicted model, not a curated record